Molecule: messenger RNA, 3807 nt
Organism: Acanthochromis polyacanthus (spiny chromis)
Lineage: Eukaryota; Metazoa; Chordata; Actinopteri; Pomacentridae
Product: SKI family transcriptional corepressor 1 homolog-B-like
Exons: 9
Coding region: 445-2985 (846 amino acids)
Biological process (GO): negative regulation of BMP signaling pathway; negative regulation of transcription by RNA polymerase II
Cellular component (GO): transcription regulator complex; nucleus
Molecular function (GO): RNA polymerase II cis-regulatory region sequence-specific DNA binding; DNA-binding transcription factor activity, RNA polymerase II-specific; SMAD binding
Source: RefSeq, a predicted model, not a curated record
UAAUACCAGCUAGAGGACGCGCAUGAUUACAGCUGAUCCUCAACGCGCACUGAUCGGUUCUAGGCCGGCGGUGACCCCCAAUGUGGGGUCCGGGGGCCCCCUAGAGGGUCCUAGAAUUGCACUGACGGGGCGAAGUUAUAAUUUUACGCAUUUUUGGUGUUUUUACGCACACGUUUCCAAGCCUGUGCCAUCAUGAGGACGAAGCCCAUUUUCUUAAUUAUGUGUAAUAACAGCAGAUAUGUUCAUAAAAGCCGCAAUGUUUCUCCAUUUGGGGUCAGCAGGAGCCUAAUUGGGCGUGAAGUCUUUUUGUUUCUGAUCAUGUUUGUGCGCAAAAGAAAUAGUGAGAAGUAGCGAGGAGCAGCUCAGGGGGAGAGGGAGAGAGCUAUUACACAUCAGCAUGACAGGGGAGAGAGAGAGAGGGAAGGGGGGAGAGAGAGAGAUGCCAUGUGCUUCCUGUCUCCUCUCCAUUCACCUCCCCGGGCUCCAACAGGAUGGAGGUCCUGCGCGUCGCUGCAGAGAGGCUCAACUAAAGGCUCCACUGCUCAGUUCUUUGUGUCAGAUCGCCUCGUUUUCCUUUCUGGACGCACCGGGCCUGAAUAUUCAUCCCUUUUCUAUUCAUAUUAUUUACCUUUUUCCAUCUCUAACCCCGCUGGAGUGUGUUGUGUUUUCAGGAGAGAAAGGCUUCCAGGGAUGGAGUCGAUGCCCGGACAGCUUCGAGACGCGGGACGAGACGCCAGCUCCUCCCCGAGUUCAAAGCAGGACGCACAGAGCUUCUCCAGCCCCAGCACCCUCAAACCCAACCAAGUGAGUGAGACCUCUCUGUACGGGGUUCCCAUCGUGUGUCUGGUCAUAGACGGCAGGGAGAGGCUCUGUCUGGCGCAGAUUUCCAACACGCUGCUGAAGAACUACAGCUACAACGAGAUUCACAACCGCCGCGUGGCUCUGGGCAUCACCUGCGUGCAGUGCACCCCCGUCCAGCUGGAGCUGCUGCGGCGGGCCGGGGCCAUGCCCAUCUCCUCCAGGCGCUGCGGAAUGAUCACCAAGCGGGAGGCCGAGAGGCUCUGCAAGUCGUUCCUGGGAGCUCACAGCCCCCCGAAGCUGCCGGAGAACUUCGCCUUCGACGUGUCUCAUGACUGCGCCUGGGGCUCCAGGGGAAGCUUUAUCCCCGCCAGAUACAACAGCUCCAGAGCCAAGUGCAUCAAGUGCAGCUUCUGCAACAUGUAUUUCUCCCCAAAUAAAUUCAUUUUCCACUCUCAUCGCACUCCAGAGUCCAAGUACUUGCAGCCGGACGCGGCCAACUUCAACUCGUGGAGACGCCACUUGAAACUGACGGACAAAAAGCCAUCAGAGGACAUUAACCACGCGUGGGAGGAUGUAAAGGCCAUGUUCAACGGGGGGAGCAGAAAGAGGACUCUGCCCAUGAGCGGCUCGGGAAUGUCCUCGUCGAUGAAAUCUCAGGCCUCGUCCAGCCUGGCGCCCACCAGCUCCCCAGAGAUCCCCCACAAAACUUUACGCCGCGACGAGGAGCAGGGCAGCAACAACCUGAGCCUGGCGGGCGGAGCGCGGAGCUACCCGGUCAUCCCGGUGCCCAGCAAGAGCUUCGGCAUGCUGCAGAAAAUCCCCCCACCCCUGUUCCCUCACCACCCCUACGGCUUCCCCAGCUACGGCCUGUGUCAGAAAAAGAGCGACGGGGUUCCUGACGCCAACAAAACCAACGUGUCCGGAGUGUUCUGGCCGGGCGCUAAGGACACCCUCUACCCCGCCUUCCCCAUGUUCUGGCCCGCAGCCGGCGGUCUCCCCAUGCCGCCCUACCCGGGCUCUCCACCAAAACCUCCUCCAGAGCUGCCGGGCGUCCGGCAGAGUGAGCUGGAUCUAUCGGACCAAAGCGACCGAGGCGCAAACACACCCAAAGACACGAACCUCCUCCCGCACCUCCAGCAGGACGCAGAGCGCUGCCCCAGCUCCCAGUCCUCCUCCACCCGCAACGACGAGGACAAGUCUGGAGAUGAGACCUCUCAGAGGAAGAUCAGCUACAUCUCGGCCUUCAGACCCGUCGUGAAAGACGCGGAGACCAUCGCCAAACUCUACGGAAACCGGGACAGCUACGGCGUGCGCCCCGGUUACCUGUCCCCGGAUUUUAUCAGCGAGAGCUCCAGCUACAGGUCCAUGUCUCCGGACAGGGACAGCGUGGUGGAGGACGACGACGACCCGGACGUGGAUGUGGAGUCCAACCCGGGACAAGACGAAGACGAGCCGAUCCGGAUCUCACCGGGAGGAGAGCGUCACGACUCCCCCGUGCAGGAGCGGGUCUCCUCGGCGGCGGAGGAGAACCAGGAGCAGCCGGACGCCUCCAGCCCCGGUGCGGCCGCAGCUUCACCGGAGGACUCUGCUCACACCGGGUCAUCAGAUGAGGACAGACAGAUGCGGAACGGCUCGCCUCCUCACGAAGUGUUCGUUCAUGAAAAGGACGCGCACGUGCUGCUCAACGAGCCUCCGCCGUUUGGAUCCAAACCGUCGAGCAGAUCCAACGGGCUCCAUCAUGAAAUCCAGACGCAGCGCAGCGCGGCGUCCUACCAGGAGCAGAAGGACAGACCAGCCGAUGGAGCUUUACGCAUCGACAUCAGUGUUCAUGAAAGAGACCUGGAGAACAUGGCGAAAGAGGAGUUGCAGAAGCAGCUGGUGGAGCAGGUGGAGCUCAGGAAGAAGCUGGAGAGGGAGUUCCAGCAUUUAAAAGGUAGGACAGAAAAUAAUUUUCAGGAUCAAAUGAAGCGUGAGCUGUCCUACAGAGAGGAGAUGGUCCAGCAGCUGCAGAUUGUUCGAGACACUUUGUGCAGCGAGUUGGACCAAGAGAGAAAGGCUCGUUAUGCAAUACAGCAGAAGCUAAAAGAAGCUCACGACGCUCUUCACCAUUUCUCCUGCAAGAUGCUCACCCCUCGCCAGUGCACCGGAGCCUGCACCUUCAAACCUCCUCUGCUGCCUCCGUAGUGACCCUGAACGCACCACGACCUCCACCCCUCCACCCAGCACAGCCAAAAAAAAAGAUAAAGAAAGAGAAACCACACGCUCAGUCGACCUGGAGAGCUCUCAUGUUCACCUCCCCACAGAUUCCGAUUUUAGCACUUGACUUGAAGGCGAACACUCGGUUCCUCCUCGAACUCUUGACAUUUUCUGGAUUGUCGAGGCUCCAGACUGAAGAAUCAAAGCUGUCUGCUACUUUAGCCGAGUUAAAAUAAAACACUAUAUACAUAUAAAUAUAUAUCAUGUGACGAUGUGCAAUGGCUUGUUUAAUGGUGACACUGAGUUUGACAUUAUUUAGAUUCUGUUGCUUGUUUGAAUACGUUGAGUUUUUACAUAUAUUUGUUAUUUAUCUGUAUUUGCUUUAACUUAUUGUUUAGGUUAUUUGUAACACUUGUACAUGUCGUUAAGCACUUUAAAUGGGCAACAUUUCGGAAUAUUUGACCAUGCCGUCCUAUACCAAAAUUCUUUUAUGGCAGACAUCUUUUCUGUUUUCAGUAGAACACAUAUUCUCUCCACAGUAAAAGUCUUUUCUUUCACCGAGUGCUGUGUGUCAUGCAAACUUUGACGUGAUGAUGAAGGAAAGCAGCCAUUUCUGUACAGUUUAGACCUUAAAAUGUUCAGUUUCAGGGUUUUUUUCUCUCUCUCUGUCAUCACACGCAAACCAAACUUUUUUCUCUUGUUUUAUUUUGUAAUUUUAAGAAAACACAACAAAAGGAAGCAAAUCCUGAGUUUUUUUUCUCACACAUUUCUGUAUGUACCCAUGUCAAUAUUAAUAAAAAGGUGAAAGCA